Molecule: messenger RNA, 411 nt
Organism: Arabis nemorensis
Lineage: Eukaryota; Viridiplantae; Streptophyta; Magnoliopsida; Brassicales; Brassicaceae
Source: the annotation of a GenBank genome assembly
AUGUCGGAGGCAGUCAUUGUAAUAACCCUGAAAAUCCAAAUUUCAUCGAGUGAAUCCAGAGUUAGGAAGAAAAUAGUCCACAGGAAGAACAGUCGCGUCGCGGGUCGAAGGAAUCGAGUCGCGGUAAGUCUGUCGUGUCGCGGGAAAGAAAGUGUCGAGUCAUGGGUAAGUUGUGCCGUGUCGCGGGAAAGAAAGUGUCAAGUAGCGGGUAAGUUGUGCCAUGUCGCGGGAAGGGAAGUAUCGAGUCGUAGGAUGGAAAUUAUCGAGUCGCGUGAAGGUUCAGACAAGCGUGGGGGUAGCGCUUUGUUUAUUCUGUGGCGAACAACGAGAAGCAUGGGUAGCGCACAUACCAAGGGGAGCGUGGGUCGGAGACAGCGUGCUGUCCGGUCGUGCCGCGUGACCCACGGGUAA